Messenger RNA from Sodiomyces alkalinus F11, 1599 nucleotides. Its product is annotated as succinate dehydrogenase/fumarate reductase flavo protein subunit. The coding region runs from base 1 to 1599 and encodes 532 amino acids. The record is from RefSeq and is a predicted model, not a curated record. The transcript is spliced from 2 exons. Gene Ontology annotation, cellular component: plasma membrane. NCBI's taxonomy places the organism in Eukaryota, Fungi, Ascomycota, Sordariomycetes, Glomerellales, Plectosphaerellaceae.
AUGCAUCACUCCCUAGAAAAGGCGAGAGUAGGCAGCGGUGUGGCCGGCCUCUGCGCUAGCAUUGCAGCCGCCGAAAAUGGUGCUUCCGUUCUUCUCAUCGACCGCGCCCACGGGGGCGGUGCAACGGCCCUUUCAGGAGGUGUCGUCUACGCCGGUGGCGGCACUACGCAACAGAAGCAAGCCGGUAUCGACUACGACACCCCAGAGAAUAUGCUGGCCUACUUGCGCCUCGAGGUCGGCAACGCCGUCCGGGAAUCCACCCUGCGCCGGUUUUGCGACGAAUCCAUCUCCCGCAUGAACUGGCUCGAAGCCCACGGCGUCCGCUUCAGCCCCGCUCUAUGCCCUUACAAGACCAGCCUCACCACCGAUGAGCACUAUCUUUUUUACUCCGGCAACGAAACCGCCCAUCCUUUCUGCGAAGCCGCCCGCCCAGCCCCGCGUGGUCACCGCGUCCACCACCCUGGCUUUUCCGGCAUCGGCCUGGUCCGCAGUCUCACCGAAGCCGCCUUGCGCCUCGGCGUCCGCUUCCGCCCUGCCACCAAAGCCGCCACUGUCGUCCGCGAUCCAACCUCAGGCGCCGUCGUCGGCCUCGAGUGCCGGUCACUGGCCGCAGACCACCCGGCCUUCAACAAGCACCAGGCCCUCUGCCGCCGUGUCACCAAGUACCAACUAACCUUCCCCUUCAUCGCCGAACCAGCCCAGCGACGCGCCGACGCGCUAUGGGAGACGCGUGCCCAACCGGCUACUGUCACUCGCGCCCGGGCCGUCGUCCUCGCCGCCGGCGGUUUCGCCUUCAACACAGAGAUGCGCGAGAAGUACCUCCCCGAAUGGUCCCGCGUGGGCAGCCUCGGCACACCCGCCGACGACGGCUCCGGCAUUCUCUUAGGCCAGGCAGCGGGCGGCGCCGUCGCCCACCUCGAUCGAAUGUCGGCUUGGCGCUUCAUCUACCCGCCUACGGCGCUCGUCGAGGGCGUCGUCGUCGGACCGAACGGCACGCGCAUAGCCAGCGAGGACGUCUACGGCGCGAGACUCAGCGAGGCCAUGGUCCUCCAGCACGGCGGGAAGGGGUACGCCAUCCUCGACGCCUCUACCUGGUCCAAGGCGAAGCAGCAGCUGUGGACGCAGGUCCCCAUGCCCGUUCGCGUGCAGCGCGCUGUGUGGCUCUACUGGGCCUACAAGAAGGCCGACUCGGUAGAGGCAUUGGCGUCCAAGUUGGGCGUCGACCCGCAUGGCCUCCGUGGCACGGUCGACGCCUAUAAUUCCGCCAUCGCGGAGGGGAGACCCGACCCGCUGCACAAGCUGGAUGACUACCGCUCCCCCAUCUCCCGGGGCCCCUUUUACGGCAUCGACAUCUCCGUUGCUCCUCAUGGGGUCCACUUAACUCCCGGUCUCACGCUCGGGGGUCUGGCGGUCGACGAGGACACGGGCAUGGUGCUUGACGAUCAACAGAAGAAGCCCAUCACCGGAUUGUACGCCGCGGGACGUAACGCCGUGGGCUUGUGUUCCAAUGGAUACAUUAGUGGUUUGUCGCUUGCUGAUGGUGUAUUCUCGGGUAAACGAGCCGGUGAGCAUAUUGCGGCCAGAGUAGCCGGCAGCUGA